AUGGAGAUCUGUUUUUGCCAACCGAUAUCAUCAUCAACAUAUAUAAUUUCCAAACUUCCAUUCAAGGCCAUCAUUCACUGCAAGUGCCUUAACAAAUCAUGGCAUGACUUGCUUUCAAGUCCUUAUUUCGCUCAACUACGCUUUUCCAAGGUACCCUCCAAGUCCACCCUCUUGCUUUUCACUAAUUAUUUUUCUCCUGCCCCUACACCAAAGAAGUUGAUCUACUUGUAUGACAUCACGGUAAGUGCUAAUGAUAAAGACAAGCUUUGCGGUGUCGUUGAUGUCAAGCCCUUGAAUUUCAUGUGGACUAUAGAGAUCGGAUAUGAUCUGAUUGAUACGGAUCAACGCUCGAAAUUCAGCUCAAUAAAUGAAGAUUGGAUUUUGGGAAAUAAUCUUUCCAAAGGCAAUGGGUACUUGCCGGCGCCAGUUCGGUCCAAUCCCAAUCUUUCUAACGACAACCUGGUAAAGAAUUGCAUCAUUGGAGUCCCCAAAGGCUGUCUUAAUUUUCGUACCACAAAUAAGCAGAAACUGACCAUGAUUUCUAAUUUGGUGGGUCCAGAUUCUGAUACGUGGACCAAUGAGAUUGAAGAUUUUGAUGGAGGCUCACAACCACUAAUCUCAACCUCAUUUCCUAGCCACUAA
Messenger RNA from Dovyalis caffra, 642 nucleotides. NCBI's taxonomy places the organism in Eukaryota, Viridiplantae, Streptophyta, Magnoliopsida, Malpighiales, Salicaceae. The record is from the annotation of a GenBank genome assembly.